Messenger RNA from Tachysurus vachellii, 1197 nucleotides. It is a transcript of the gene valopb, whose product is annotated as vertebrate ancient long opsin b. NCBI's taxonomy places the organism in Eukaryota, Metazoa, Chordata, Actinopteri, Siluriformes, Bagridae. Gene Ontology annotation, biological process: G protein-coupled receptor signaling pathway; visual perception. The transcript has 5 exons. The record is from RefSeq and is a predicted model, not a curated record. Gene Ontology annotation, molecular function: G protein-coupled receptor activity. The coding region runs from base 1 to 1197 and encodes 398 amino acids. Gene Ontology annotation, cellular component: membrane; photoreceptor outer segment.
AUGGACGUAGUGCCUUCCGUUAACGGCGGGUCAAACACCGACGCUCCAGAUGUUGCGACGCCUCGGGAUCCCUUCUCCGGUCCGCUCCAGUCGGUUGCGCCCUGGAACUACACGUUAAUUUCGUGCAUGAUGUUUGCAGUGACUUCCCUUUCGUUGGCAGAAAACUCCACAGUUAUGCUAGUAACCUAUAAAUUUAAACAGCUGAGACAGCCCCUGAAUUACAUUAUUGUCAACUUAUCUGUGGCUGACUUCUGCUUGUCGCUGGUUGGAGGCACAAUCAGUUUCCUGACCAACGCGCGCGGUUACUUCUUCCUGGGAAGGUGGGCGUGCGUCCUGGAGGGAUUCGCUGUGACUUUUUUCGGGAUUGUGGCUCUCUGGUCUUUGGCAAUCCUGGCAUUUGAGCGUUUCUUUGUGAUCUGUCGCCCUUUGGAAAAUGUCCGUUUGGGAGUCAAUCAUGCAGCACUGGGUCUUCUGUUCGUCUGGACGUUCUCCUUUAUCUGUACUAUUCCUCCAGUGCUUGGGUGGAACAGCUACACGGUUAGCAAGAUUGGCACCACUUGUGAACCCAACUGGUACUCAAGAGACUUCAAUGACCAUACUUACAUAAUCACCUUCUUUGUCACCUGCUUUAUCCUUCCACUUGGAGUAAUCAUUGUCUCCUAUGGCAAACUCAUGCAGAAACUCAGAAAGGUGUCCAACGCUCAUGGAAAACUAGGGAACGCUCGGAAACCGGAUCAAGCCGUGGCACGGAUGGUCAUCGUAAUGAUAAUUGCCUAUAUGGUAGCCUGGACACCUUAUGCAGCGUUCUCUAUCAUUGUCACUGCCUAUCCAACCAUUAGUAUUGACCCUCGCCUUGCGGCAGCACCAGCCUUCUUCGCAAAGACUGCAGCUGUGUACAAUCCGGUCAUUUAUGUGUUCAUGAACAAGAAGUUCAGAAAGUGCCUGAUUCAGAUGUUUAAAGGCAAUGGCACCAGCAUUGAUUCAUCCCAUAUGAACCCUACCUCCGACAAAGGGCCAGUCACACGAACAGAAAGUCACUUGGGAGAGAUGUCCUCCAUUGCUGCCCAUGUGCCCAUGACCAUGUGCAACCUGGAGAAGACUGUUGAGGAUGAUGAUGAAGAAGAAGAGCAGAACCAGAAUGAAAAUGGAGGCUCCAUGAAACUUCCUCUAUCAGAAAGCCGAGUGUGUCCUCUAUAG